Molecule: messenger RNA, 2703 nt
Organism: Aedes albopictus (Asian tiger mosquito)
Lineage: Eukaryota; Metazoa; Arthropoda; Insecta; Diptera; Culicidae
Gene: pb
Product: homeotic protein proboscipedia
Exons: 6
Coding region: 419-2386 (655 amino acids)
Biological process (GO): regulation of transcription by RNA polymerase II
Cellular component (GO): nucleus
Molecular function (GO): DNA-binding transcription factor activity, RNA polymerase II-specific; RNA polymerase II cis-regulatory region sequence-specific DNA binding
Source: RefSeq, a predicted model, not a curated record
AAGUUUACACAUGUUAGCUUUAUUUCAGUAGUCAUCAUAAAGCUGGAUAAAUCGGUCGCAUCGUCACUUAGAUAGCUCUUUCUGCUAAAGUAUAAAACAUUUAAAGUUUGCUGCUCUGGAGUAUGAAGUCAUAUAUAUCAUCCAAUGAUACCAUAUUGAGGAAUGCUGAGUGUUUAAACUGUUAUGCAGAUCUGUUUAGUGUAAAGUGAAUGAGUAAAAGAAGAUUCAAUCAUCGUGUUUGUGGAGCACAGUUAUAUGUAUACCAUAUUGAAUGCCAUUUGAAUUAAACGUGUAUAUAUGCCAAAAAUCAAUCAUUGAGAUUAUUAUGUGAUUUGGGAUGAAGUGUGAUAUGCAAUCGAAGUGUGAGUGAAUUGCUGAAGAUAUUUGUGAUAAACCGAAGAGUUAAUAAGUUGCGACAAUGCAAGAAGUGUGUAGCACAGCAGACCACAUUGGAUCCCAAGUGAAGCCAGAAGCAGCUGGAUUAAGUGUAUUGCAAGGGAAUGCCCUCAUUGAAACAGAUGCAACGGCAUCUCAAUCUCGAUCGCCAUUGAAUCCGACCAAUACUCGUUUGAAUCGUAAAGCGUUGAUGAGUGAUAAACCUAUAAGAUGUGUUACGCAAAGUUCUACAAAUACGGAAACAGUGCCUCAACAAACCCAAGUUCAUCCAGAUUCAUCAUAUUGGAUGCAAAACGAAAGUGGAUUUAUAAAUUCUCAACCAUCGAUGGCCGAGUUCUUAACGCAUAUUGAUUCGGAGAGUCCUAAAUUAAUUUCUCAAGGUUACCCAGUGGGCUCUACCGAAAAUUUAGAUUCAGUUCCAGAGUAUCCUUGGAUGAAGGAGAAGAAAACGGCAAGGAAAAGCCAAACGCAAGCUGAGUUCGUGGCUGAAAACGGAUUACCAAGACGAUUACGAACCGCAUAUACGAACACACAACUGCUGGAGCUGGAGAAAGAGUUUCAUUUCAACAAAUAUCUGUGUCGGCCUAGAAGGAUAGAGAUAGCAGCUAGUCUGGACCUUACGGAACGACAGGUUAAAGUAUGGUUUCAAAAUAGACGCAUGAAACACAAACGGCAAACACUAUCGAAAACUGAUGAUGAAGAUUCUAGUAAAGACGAUCUUAAAGAUUCCAAUUCUAAAAAAUCAUGUCAAGGUUGUGAGCUGCCAUCAGAUGAUAUACCCGAUUCAACAUCGAAUUCAAGGGGCCAGAACAAUAGCACACCGAAUAAUUCGACUCCUAAUUCGACAACAGAAAUCGCAACCUCGUCUGGCAAUGUUUUCAACGCAGACUCCAGUGUCGCUUCAACCUGUAGUGUGGACGAUGAUGAAGAAGAACAUAUCCAAGUUAAGAAAAAAUCAGACAGUCCUUCGACUACCAAGAAGCAUAGUUCAACGGUCCUGAAAACUGCAAGCGCAUCUAAAAGUCAAGAAGUGUUAAAAAAGGAAGCAACUGUUACAGCAUCGUACAUCUCGGGAUCAACAAAAACGGCUCCGUCUGAAGAUUUGAGUAUCAAUAUUCAAACGUCCUUUCAUCAUAUCGGAUCAAAUCCAAAUGUAAGAGGUAGAAUUCAAACGCACGUGAACACAGAAAAUCAUUCUCCAGCAAGUGGUGGAUAUUACGGAGUUCUCAACAAGCAAGAUUAUGCGCAUAAAUUAGAGACAGGUUAUCCUUACGCAAAAAUCGGAUCACACAGUCAAUAUAUCAAUCAGACUUCUAUCCAGAAAUCAGAAUUUCCUCCAGCAAUAAACAUAAAAAACAUCAAUGUUCGCAUACAAUCGGAUAAUGCACGGCUUCCAUCUCAUAAUGAAGGUUACGCUGUACAAAAUGCGCACUACUAUGGUGCUGAAAAUCCAACUUGCAAUAUUCCAUUCAGCAAUUCGCAAUGUUAUCAUAAUGAGUAUGAUGGACAGUCUGAAUUCAAUAGUGGAUAUUAUGAUCCAAAAGCACAAUCAUACUAUUAUGAAGGUUCAACGUAUCAUCACCAUCACCACCAUCACAAUAAUAUUGGACCACAUGGCGUACAACCAUCUCCCUUAGAAUAUGCAUCGGGGAACAGCGUUCUCUCGGCUCCUGAUAUUCCAGAUAACUAUAAUUUCCAUCAGUCAUAUUACGAGUCCCAUUCAGCAAAUAACCCAUUUCAUCAUACACCUAAUCCAAUAAUGAAUGCUUCAAACAUUAUAGAUCCUAUCCAUCAGCAAACAAGCCAGGAUGUUGUAUACACACACAGUAAUAAUAUCCCAAUAAGUUAUGGACCAAAUAACGGCAAUCUAGUUAGUAAUAAUGUACAGUCCAACAUUGUUAAUUUGGAAAAUUCGAAUUCAUCUUCAGAUUUUAAUUUUUUAAGCAAUUUAGCAAACGAUUUUGCACCGGAAUAUUAUCAGUUAAGUUAAUAGGCAAAAACGAGCUUCUUAUAACAACAGAAAAUGCUAUGGAAAUUGAUAGUCUUUAUUUAUCCAAAAAAUAUCUUCGGCUAUGUUUUGUUUCACAACGUGUUUUACGUGCUAAGCAAGCAAACAAUGAGAAAUAUGUGUUAGUGCAACUUUAUUAUUUCGAUAAUCAAAAAUAUAAAUUAUGCUUUAUUUUAAUUGUACAGUUGACAGUUAACAUUCAAUGGAUUUGUUACAAAGGAAAUCGCUAUUCGUGUAAGUAAAAGUUAUUUUAAAACAAUGAAAAACCAAUAAUAAAUAAACCUAAUCCUUGAUUUUCA